Messenger RNA from Melopsittacus undulatus (budgerigar), 1350 nucleotides. It is a transcript of the gene SNRNP70, whose product is annotated as small nuclear ribonucleoprotein U1 subunit 70. NCBI's taxonomy places the organism in Eukaryota, Metazoa, Chordata, Aves, Psittaciformes, Psittaculidae. The transcript is spliced from 11 exons. The record is from RefSeq and is a predicted model, not a curated record. Gene Ontology annotation, biological process: mRNA splicing, via spliceosome. Gene Ontology annotation, molecular function: U1 snRNA binding; mRNA binding. The coding region runs from base 90 to 1307 and encodes 405 amino acids. Gene Ontology annotation, cellular component: U2-type prespliceosome; precatalytic spliceosome; U1 snRNP.
CGCGCCGCUGCAGCGCAUGCGCAGAUCGCGCCGAGCGGCCUGGCCCGAGCGGGCGGAGGGAGCGCGAGCGCCCGGGGGACCCCCCCAAGAUGACUCAGUUCCUGCCCCCCAACUUACUGGCGCUCUUCGCCCCCCGGGACCCCAUCCCCUACCUGCCCCCCCUGGAGAAGCUGCCCCAUGAGAAGCACCAUAACCAGCCCUAUAGCGGCAUUGCCCCCUAUAUCCGGGAGUUCGAGGACCCCCGAGAUGCGCCCCCCCCGACCCGUGCUGAGACGCGAGAGGAGCGGAUGGAGAGGAAGAGACGGGAGAAGAUCGAGCGAAGGCAACAGGAGGUUGAGAGCGAGCUCAAGUUGUGGGACCCACACAAUGACCCCAAUGCUCAAGGCGAUGCCUUCAAGACCCUCUUUGUGGCCAGAGUGAACUACGACACGACCGAGUCCAAGCUGCGCCGUGAGUUCGAGGUGUACGGCCCCAUCAAGCGGAUCUACAUGGUGUACAACAAGCGCUCGGGGAAGCCCCGUGGUUACGCCUUCAUCGAGUACGAGCACGAGCGGGACAUGCACUCCGCCUACAAGCACGCGGAUGGGAAGAAGAUCGAUGGGCGCCGGGUGCUGGUGGAUGUGGAGCGAGGCCGGACGGUGAAGGGAUGGAGGCCAAGGCGCUUGGGGGGAGGUCUGGGGGGCACCCGCAGAGGAGGAGCUGAUGUGAACAUCAGACACUCAGGCAGGGAUGACACCUCCCGCUAUGAUGAGAGGGACCGGGAACGUGACCGCGAACGGGAGCGUCGGGAGCGCUCGAGGGAACGGGAGCGGCGGCGCUCGCGCUCCCGGGACCGGCGGCGGCGCACGCGCAGCAGGGAGAAGGACGAGCGGGACCGGAAGCGGGGGGGGAGCCGGGACCGGAGCAAGGACCGGGACCGGAAGCGCCGCAGCCGCUCCCGGGAGCGCAAACGGGAACGGGAACGGGAACGGGACAAGAAGGAGGAGGGGCUGGAAGCGAUGGAGGCUCCCGAGGACACCGGGGGGGGGGGGAUGGGAGGGGGUGACUCCGCCCCCCCCCCCCCCGACGGGGAGGACAAGGGUCGGGAACGGCGCAGGGGGCACCGGGAACGGGAGCGGAGACGGGAACGGGAACGGGAGCGGCCCGAGCGCGAGCACAAACGGGAGCGGGAGCGGAGGGAGGAGCGGCCGGGGGGGGGGGGGGCGGAGGGAGGGGCGGAGCUGUUCCUGCAGGGGGACUCACUCCCCCCCGCCGAGGGGUAUAUGGGGGCGGAGAAUGGGUAUCUGAUGGAGCCUACCAUGGAGUGAGGGGGGGAGACCCCGAAAUGGGGCACCCCAAAAUGGGGACCCC